AUGGCUAACCUUCGCAUUGGCGUCGCCUUUGCUGGGAUGACUCUUGCUGCGCUCGUGUUUCUGCAGUUGAUCGCAGUGUUCAAGCUCGAUGGUCAAUCCGACUCUCCUCUGCCUCAUCUCAGUGCGAACUUCAACCAAUGGAAAAGCAGAGCGACUAAGGCAUCGGCCGAUGACAUCUUUUUGGUCGGAGCGGGUAAAGCAGAUGUCACAGGUCCGGUCGUGGAGCUUUCAUUUGCUGGCUAUGCCACGUUGGACCAAAUAGGCACUGGUGUCAAGCAGAGAUUGAAUUCCCGUACUUUCAUCUUCGCGGAUCCAAACAAGCCUGAUGACGCUUUUGUAUACAUUGUUCUCGAUAUCCUCACGGGUGACACGGCUGUGCGGCAUGGCGUCCUGCAGGGUCUCAAGGCCCUCGGCGGGAAAUAUGCGCGAUAUGGCGAACACAACGUCGCAGUGACUGGAACGCAUUCUCACUCCGGGCCUGGCGCGUGGACGAACUACCUGCUUCCUCAGAUCCCAGCACUGGGCUUUGACAAGCAAAGCUACCAAGCUAUUGUGGAUGGCACCAUCCUCUCAAUCAUCCGCGCCCAUGAGAACCUUGCGCCGGGUCGGCUCUCCUUUGGUUCCAUUGAAUUGCAAGAUACCAAUAUCAACCGCAGUCCCUAUUCUUAUGACCAUAACCCCGAGGAAGAAAAGGCCCGGUAUUCGGCAAAUGUUGACAAGACCCUGUCUCUCGUCCGAUUUGAUCGCCAAUCGGAUAACAAGACUGCCGCAGUCCUCACAUGGUUCCCUGUCCAUGGCACAUCCAUGUACAACAACAAUUCCCUGGUCACUGGCGACAACAAAGGUGUCGCCGCCUACCUCUUCGAGCGUAGCGUCAAGGGCGAUGACAGAUUCACCGACGAUGCUGUCAUUGGUUUCUCCCAGGCAAAUGUUGGCGAUACAACCCCUAACAUCGGGGGUGCUUGGUGUGAAGACGGCUCCGGAGAGAUGUGUCGAUACACAGACAGCACUUGCGGUGGCCGCAACGAGAAAUGUCAUGGUCGGGGUCCCUUCUUCCGCGAGAAGGACAAUGGAGCGAAGAGCUGCUUCGAGAUUGGACGCCGCCAGUAUUCAGCGGCCAAAAAGCUCUACGAAGAGAUGAACACCACCCCUAUCAAGAUCACUGGAGGUGUCAAGUCUUUCCACGUAUACCAAAACAUGGAUGGCUACACGUUCACCUCGCCCUUCAACUCCAGUACACUACAGACUUGCGCUGCGGGUCUGGGGUACAACUUCGCCGCCGGAACCACAGAUGGACCGGGUGCAUUUGACUUCACCCAGAACUCUACAGGUCCAGCUUCCAAAAACCCUCUGUGGAAGAUUGCGAGUGCACUCAUCCACCAUCCCGACCAGGAGCAGCGAGUUUGCCAAGCGCCCAAGAAAGUUCUCUUGGAUAUUGGCCACCUCACUGAGCCGUAUCCCUGGGGCGCCAACAUUGUCGAUAUGCAGGUUCUCCGAGUGGGUCAGCUCUUCAUCAUUAUAUCUCCCAGCGAGGCAACUACGAUGUCUGGGCGACGCUGGAAGGAGGCUAUUGCGAAGGGGGCCAAGGAACACCUUGGUGUUUCCGACCCUCACGUUGUCCUUGGAGCCCCAUCCAACACGUAUGCACACUAUGUGACAACCGAAGAGGAGUACCGCGUUCAGCGCUACGAGGGCGCAUCCACGCUUUACGGGCCGAACACCCUGGCAGCGUACAUCAAUGUGACGCUCAAAUAUCUGCCAUAUUUAGGGAGUGACUCGGAUGUUGCGCAGCUCCCUCCCAUCCCACCGGGCCCCAGCCCACCAAUCAACACCGAUAUCUCAUUGAGCUUCGUCCCCGGAGUUAUAUAUGACGGUGCUCCCUUGGGCAAGCACUUUGGAAUUGUGACCAAAAACCCUGGAAACGGACCCUAUGGCCCUGGCGACAUUGUGAAGACGAGUUUUGUUGGCGCCAAUCCCCGCAACAACCUGCAUCUGGAAUCAACCUAUGCUGCAGUUGAACGGAAAGCGGAUGACGGCACAUGGAAGGUCGUGCGCAAUGACCAUGACUGGAACUUGGUCUUUAGUUGGAAGCGGACAGAUCUCAUCCUAGGAUUCAGUGAGGUGACCAUUGCAUGGGAGAUUGAGGAUGACUACUAUAAUGUCGGAAAUUCCAACCCUGUGCAGGAUGGGACCUACAGGAUGCAUUAUUAUGGAGAAUCAAAGACCGGCCUAGGCCAGUUCAAGUCAUUCGAGGGCAUCGGCGGGACAUUUACAGUCAAGACUUAA
This is a messenger RNA of Penicillium bovifimosum, 2286 nucleotides long. RefSeq names its product neutral/alkaline ceramidase. Gene Ontology annotation, biological process: sphingosine biosynthetic process; long-chain fatty acid biosynthetic process; ceramide catabolic process. The record is from RefSeq and is a predicted model, not a curated record. Bases 1 to 2286 code for a protein of 761 amino acids. NCBI's taxonomy places the organism in Eukaryota, Fungi, Ascomycota, Eurotiomycetes, Eurotiales, Aspergillaceae. Gene Ontology annotation, molecular function: N-acylsphingosine amidohydrolase activity. The transcript has 2 exons. Gene Ontology annotation, cellular component: extracellular region.